CCCAUGAACAAAUGAAUGGAUAGUGUCAUCAUGAUGGCCCUCCUACCCUCGGCUCCUCCUCCUCCCCCACCUCCCCCCCUCCUCUCACCAGCAAACCGCAGUCUCCAUCCUUCCUCAAAUGACACUCUCAUAAUGCUAACAUGCAGCCAGUCACCAUACCAUCUCUCUUCCCUCCUCAAAAACAACGCAACCGUCCCAAAUCUUUGCCUAGCAAAGACGACAAUAACAACGACAACAUCAAAAGACAGUGGUCUUCUCUUCCGACAAAAACUAACUUACCUCACAAACCUUAAAAUAAACACUCAAAAAGCUCUCACUCUAAACCCAAACAUCCGUUCCACUCCUCUCUCUACUCUCCUCUCGAUUGAAAACUGCCUCUCCUCCAUGGGCUUCCACCGUUCCUCCAUUGGCCGCAUCCUUGACAUGCACCCUUGCCUCCUCACCUCUGACCCCCACCUCCACCUCCACCCCACCUUCGAUUUCCUCUUAAAUGAAGUCGAAAUCCCAUUUCCUGAUAUCUCCAGGUCAAUCAAUCGCUGUCCCAGAUUGUUAGUUUCCAGCGUGUCUAAUCAAUUAAGGCCUGCUUUUGUUUUUCUAAAAGAGUUGGGCUUUGUGGGUCCACGUAAGUUAAACUAUCAAACUACUUUGUUGCUUGUUUAUAACGUGGAGAGAAGUUUGAUGGGUAAGAUUGAGUUUUUGAUGGGGUUGGGGUUUGAGUUUGUCGAGGUUAAAAAUAUGGUUGUGAGGGCUCCUGGGAUUUUGACUCUCAGUGUGGAGAGGAACAUGAAGCCUAAAUUUGAAUACUUUGUGAGAGAAAUGAAGGGGGAUUUAGGGGAAUUGAAGAAGUUUCCGCAAUUUUUCUCGUUUAGUUUGGAGAGGAAGAUUAAGCCUAGGCAUGGAAUGUUGGUGGAGUAUGGGUUGAAGAUGCCAUUGUCGAGAAUGUUAAAGGUUAAUGACGGGGAAUUCAACGCUAGAUUGUUUGAAAUGCGGCUGAGAAUGGUUGAGGAGAGUUAACUUGAUCGGAUAUAAUCAACAAUCAGCUAUCCAACUUAUGUUGCUUUGGUGAAGACUUUGAAGGUAUUAAACCACGUCCAGUGUCCUAUUCUGUUUCCUAUUGCUCUUGGAUUUACAUAAUUCUGGCUUUUAUGGUCUUGAUCUCUAUUGCUGACCAUUUAGUCUCUUUAUUCAAUUUCUGAGCCUUCUGUAAGAGAUCACGAAUAGAAAACUGGGAAUUAUGGCGCUGCUGCAUUUGGUUCAAACAUUAUUGCUAUUUGACAUGAAUAAGUAUUUGACACUGAAUUUCUUUGACUAACGAUCCUUUGUUUUGACCUACUGCACCAUUUCAUGUUGUUGGUAAGAAAUUAAGGUUCAGAAAGAUUAACUGAUUGCCGUCAUAAUCAUCUGGUGUUUUGAAAUUGCUUUACAGGCUGUUCAAUGGAUGCCAAGAAUGGCAUAUCUUGGACACUGUGCCUUGUUGGUGGGGCCUCUGCAUUGCAGCAGUUUAAAGUCACAUGGUUUUCUGUAGAAAUUCUGUCCUUGUUAUUCUUCUAUUUCUCUCUGGGCAAUCACUAUACAUGAACUCUAUGUCGAUCGUCUUAUUAUGUAACAUUGACCCACAUCUUGGCAUCCACGAAAAUUUGUUUUCGUAUCUCUUGGUAUCCUUGAAAACUUGUUCUCUUUUAUCCAAAGAGAAUCUUGUAUUGUCAAGUCUUACUCAAUUAUGUUUGAGCAGGUGCAAAGAUGAAAAUAAAGGAGAAUAACGCAUUCUGUGCUUGGCAGGCCUCCUCUUCCUUCCUGAUCAAGUGUUAAUAUGUUGUGGGACCUAAAUACUGGGAGCAUUGCUGAAGUUCUAUUCAGUUUGAAUACAGGCUCAAAAUCUUGAUAUCCAUCCUCGGUAAUUAGAUGGUUGAGGGAGGAGCUUAUGCAUGACAGCAUGGGGACAUCGAUCGCACUACAGGUGACUGAUAAAGCUGCACAGUUAUCUUAAAGUAAGCAAAUACCCUGUCUAUGAAUACAGUUCCAGUGGAUGCAUGUUAGCCAAGAUGAAAGAGGUUACCUAUAAGCUAUAUCCCAACAUGGGCUAGCCAAUAGAGGUGGAAAGGAUAGACAUACGGAGGAAGCUUUGUGAAUUUACCAAACUGUUGCAAUUAAGCACCGCGAAGGGUGUUUAAGCAACUGACUGCUUUGGAUGCAAUGUGGCAGAAAGCUGCUGCUUGCAAUUCCAUCUGUAGGUUCUGAUAUAUUUCAUCAUGUGAUAACAAGUUAUUAGACAAGGGGCUGGAAUUCCUUCAGGAUGUUUGGCAGUGAAAAAUGGUCCAAUGUGUUUGGACAUACAGAGAACUAUACAUAUCUCAUUUCAUUGCAUAAACUAAUUAAAUAAUUGAAUUUUGUUCCAGUACAAACUACAAAGGUUUUCCACCUUCGUUUAA
Molecule: messenger RNA, 2429 nt
Organism: Populus euphratica (Euphrates poplar)
Lineage: Eukaryota; Viridiplantae; Streptophyta; Magnoliopsida; Malpighiales; Salicaceae
Gene: EMB93
Product: Mitochondrial transcription termination factor family protein
Exons: 2
Coding region: 16-1014 (332 amino acids)
Biological process (GO): regulation of DNA-templated transcription
Molecular function (GO): double-stranded DNA binding
Source: RefSeq, a predicted model, not a curated record